GGCGCCGCCGCAGUGCGCAGAGCGGGGCUGGUGCUCGCCGCCCGCGCACCGGGGGGACGCGCUCCGGGCCUGGCGCGGUUUCGCAGCGCGUGCCCGCCCCGCAUCCCUCUCCUCCGGGCUUCCUCGCAUCGCCGACUGCAGCCCCAGGCCCCGCCAUGGGGAAUGUGCCAUCCGCGGUGAAGCACUGCCUCAGCUACCAGCAGCUUCUCCGGGAGCAUCUCUGGAUCGGGGAUUCAGUGGCAGGGGCGCUCGACCCCGCGCAGGAAUCUUCCCAGUUAUCUGGACUCCCUGAGUAUGUUAAAAUAGUAGAAGUUGGACCAAGGGAUGGAUUGCAGAAUGAAAAGGUUAUAGUUCCUACAGAUAUAAAAAUUGAAUUUAUCAAUCAGCUUUCCCAAACUGGCUUGUCCGUUAUAGAAGUGACCAGCUUCGUGUCUUCCAGAUGGGUUCCACAGAUGGCUGAUCACACUGAAGUGAUGAAAGGCAUUCAGCAACAUCCAGGAGUUCGAUACCCUGUCCUAACUCCUAAUCUUCAGGGUUUUCACCGUGCUGUUGCUGCUGGAGCCACUGAGAUAGCAGUUUUUGGUGCUGCAUCUGAAUCCUUUAGCAAGAAGAAUAUUAACUGUUCUAUUGAAGAAAGUAUGGAGAAGUUUGAGGAGGUCGUUAAGUCUGCAAGUCACAUGAACAUUCCAGCACGAGGGUAUGUGUCUUGUGCCCUGGGCUGUCCAUAUGAAGGAAGCAUUGCAACGCAGAAAGUGACAGAAGUAUCUAAGAGAUUGUAUGGCAUGGGCUGUUAUGAGAUCUCUCUGGGAGACACAAUUGGAGUGGGAACUCCAGGAAGCAUGAAAAGAAUGUUGGAAAGUGUCAUGAAAGAAAUCCCACCGAGAGCUCUUGCUGUUCACUGUCAUGACACAUACGGACAAGCCUUAGCAAAUAUCCUUACGGCCCUUCAGAUGGGGAUUAACGUGGUGGACUCUGCAGUAUCCGGAUUAGGUGGUUGCCCUUAUGCAAAAGGUGCUUCUGGGAAUGUAGCCACUGAGGAUUUGAUAUAUAUGCUUAAUGGCCUGGGGCUCAAGACAGGUGUGAACCUUUACAAAGUGCUGGAAGCUGGUGACUUUAUUUGCAAAGCUGUGAAUAAAACCACAAACUCCAAAGUAGCCCAAGCCUCCUUCAAUGCUUGACUUGAAAGAAUUUGUGACUUAAGGCAGAGAAGAUCCAUUUCAGCUACAGAUAUUCAUCUGAAAAUCGUUACUGUCAACUUUUUCUGAAGUGUGAAGUAAUAGACACAGUGGAAAAAAAAGAUACUUUUAAAAAGAGUGUAACUGGAUAGAUUACGAAGUCAACGGAAAGCAAUACCAGUCAUCAGGUAAACUGCAAGCUGAGGCUACAUAAUAAAACUUUUAGACAUGCUUUUGAAUUUGGAGAAAAGUCUACUGGUUUGCUCUUGUAAAAAUAACUUUUUAAUUUAGUAGACAUGAAAGUUGACCUCAGAUUUCCCUAAGUAUCAAAUACUGUGUUAAUACUUAAUCAAGCUGGCUUAGCACAGCGUACAUGUUGUCAGUGGUUUAUGAGCUCCUGUCCUGCGUAGUGUGCAAAGUGUGUGGCCUCGACAUUAUGCGUUAUGCCUCUGGAUCUCAACUCUCUAUUUGCCAAGUCAGUUAAAUUAUGGACCAAGUGCCAAAUCUCCAUCUGACCCUACAUAGUUUUUUGCAAUAGAACUUGUAUAUUUCGAGUAUGGCUAGCAUCUGUUAACUAUUUCAAUGACUUUAUCUUGUUCCAAGAGGCUGUGGUCAAUGGCAAGACGCCAUAUCCUGGAAACAUCUUACAACCUCCCAUGUUUGUUACAUGCAUCCAGUUUACCAUACUUUCCCUUUCAUCAGUGAUUGUAAAAACCAGCAUAGUGUUACUCAACUAUUCAGAAAUGUAAGGUACAACUCUCAUCCUGAUGUCUAAGUUGCAGUGAUGAGAAUAGACUGUUACAUAUACCAUAAUCCAUGUUCAUAAUUUUCAUAUCACUUCCAAAUUGCCCAAGAAAAUGCCAUUGUAACCCUAAGAAUAUUAAGGUAGUUUUUAAUUCAUGAAAUAAACUGUUUUUCAGUGAUUCAGGGUACUUUGAUUAAAUCACAUCUUUUUUUGGUUGAGUUUUUUAUAGUUAUUUUUAAUGUUGAAGUGGCUGAAAUUUUAUCUUUUGUACUAGAAAGCAUUGCCAGAAAUAGCAAAAAUUAAUAUGUCAAAGUUGAGAAGAGGAGCAGGAAAACUAGGUUAAGAAAAACAUUUCUAUAACCUAACCCAAUCAUAUGGGGACAGUAUUGUUACAUGCGGGUCUGAAACAUCAGUUCUAUUAUUUAUGUAGACUUCUCCAAUAAUACUGGGUGAUCUUAUCUUUGAAUAAAUUUAAAUAUAACUUGAAAUAUGAAAGAGAGUAUUGUGGGCUUUCUAUUAAAUAUUCAUCAAAACCAUUGAAAUAAAAAGAAAUUCAA
Messenger RNA from Ceratotherium simum simum (southern white rhinoceros), 2477 nucleotides. RefSeq names its product 3-hydroxy-3-methylglutaryl-CoA lyase like 1 (gene HMGCLL1). Gene Ontology annotation, cellular component: endoplasmic reticulum; cytosol. Lineage: Eukaryota; Metazoa; Chordata; Mammalia; Perissodactyla; Rhinocerotidae. The record is from RefSeq and is a predicted model, not a curated record. Gene Ontology annotation, molecular function: hydroxymethylglutaryl-CoA lyase activity. Gene Ontology annotation, biological process: L-leucine catabolic process; ketone body biosynthetic process.